Molecule: messenger RNA, 994 nt
Organism: Caenorhabditis elegans
Lineage: Eukaryota; Metazoa; Nematoda; Chromadorea; Rhabditida; Rhabditidae
Gene: Y54E10A.10
Product: Ribosome production factor 2 homolog
Exons: 4
Coding region: 10-903 (297 amino acids)
Biological process (GO): maturation of LSU-rRNA; ribosomal large subunit assembly; rRNA processing
Cellular component (GO): nucleolus
Molecular function (GO): rRNA binding
Source: RefSeq, marked reviewed
GUUUUCAGCAUGGUUCGAGUCGAAAAAAUUAAGACAAAGAAGGGAAAGAGAGUUUUGGUCAAUCGGGCGUCGAAAACUGUCGAAAAUGACAAGAAAGCCCUAUUUUGCCGUGGAGCCAAGACAAACGAGAUAAUCAGCCACGCAAUGAUGGAUUUGUUCGACAUGAAGAAGCCGCUUACCACUAAAAUGGACAAGCACAAUCCGUACCAUUUGUUCGAGGACGAGACCCCAAUCGUCCGUGCUGGCUCGAAAUUCGAUACUUCAUUGUUUGUGCUGGGUUCAAAUUCGAAGAAGAAGCCGAAUUGCCUGACUUUUGGCAGAACUUACGAUGGACAGCUUCUCGAUAUGGCUGAGCUCAGAAUCACUUCCUACAAAUCCUCAUCCAACUUUGAGGCCGCCAAAAUGACACUCGGAUCAAAGCCAUGUGUCAUUCUCGAGGGAGCUGCUUUCGAAUCAGACGGUGAUAUGAAACGUAUCGGAAACCUGAUGGUCGACUGGUUCCGCGGACCAAAAGUCGACACAGUUCGUCUCGAAGGACUCGAAACAGUGAUUGUAUUCACGGCUCUCGACGAGACAAACUUGGCUCUUCGUGUCUAUCGUCCGAUGCUCAAAAAGUCGGCGACAGCUACUCCACGCGUCGAGCUCGCCGAAAUGGGACCAUCGAUCAGUUUUGAGGUGAUGCGUAAGAAGUUGGCCGACGAUGCUCUGUUCAAGUUGGCAUGCAAGAAGCCAAAGGCUCUGAUGAAGAAGAGAAGAAAGAAUUUGAGUGAGGAUGUGUUCGGAAAUCAGUUGGCUCGAGUUCAUGUUGGCAAGCAGAGAACAGAUGAUAUUCAGACGAGAAAGGUGAAAGCAUUGAGAAAGACUCCACUUGUUGAGGCGGCUCCGGAGAAUGCCAUCGAAUAAUUUUUUUUUUUUGGUUUUUUUUUUCCUCGUUCGUUGUUUUUUGUUGUGUUACCCAAUUGUUUUAUUAUUCUAAAGUAAAAGUUGUUAUCUG